CCAAACCCAAACCCAAACCCAAACCCAAACCCAAACCCAAACCCAAACCCAAACCCAAACCCAAACCCAAACCCAAACCCAAACCCAAACCCAAACCCAAACCCAAACCCAAACCCAAACCCAAACCCAAACCCAAACCCAAACCCAAACCCAAACCCAAACCCAAACCCAAACCCAAACCCAAACCCAAACCCAAACCCAAACCCAAACCCAAACCCAAACCCAAACCCAAACCCAAACCCAAACCCAAACCCAAACCCAAACCCAAACCCAAACCCAGAACUAAAAAUAGAAUUCUUCUAAACCCAACCUUCAAACCCUAG
This is a messenger RNA of Naegleria gruberi, 323 nucleotides long. RefSeq lists its product as uncharacterized. The record is from RefSeq and is a predicted model, not a curated record. Lineage: Eukaryota; Heterolobosea; Eutetramitea; Acrasida; Naegleriidae. The transcript has a single exon. The annotation marks the transcript as partial.